This is a messenger RNA of Lepidothrix coronata (blue-crowned manakin), 3348 nucleotides long. RefSeq names its product EDAR associated death domain (gene EDARADD). Gene Ontology annotation, molecular function: protein binding. Lineage: Eukaryota; Metazoa; Chordata; Aves; Passeriformes; Pipridae. The record is from RefSeq and is a predicted model, not a curated record. The transcript is spliced from 7 exons. Bases 263 to 817 code for a protein of 184 amino acids. Gene Ontology annotation, biological process: signal transduction.
CUGGGCAGUGGAGGCGGUCUGUGGAAACCAAUUUGUCCCAGUGAAUUCCAGUGCAUCCCGCUAUUUCCCAGUUCAUUCUAGUCUAACCCAGUAUAAACUGAGUCCAGUAUAACGGAGUCCAGACCAGUAUUAACCAUUUUGGCCCGGUAUCAUAAAAUCACAAAGGGAAAAGGCCAGAGUACUUAUCCCAGUAGGAAGAAGAUAAGAUCAUGCAGCAAAAGAGCCAGUGGAGGAUACAGAUCCAAGCACUCUUUCCUUAACAAUGACUGAAAAAUAUCCUGUCCAAGACACAGGGGUACCUAAAGAUGAAGAAUACCUUACAGAUCAAGUUACGUUGGAAAUUGCAUCUGUGAACAUCAAGACCCUUACACCAGAUUCUGGCCUAAUCCAACAGCCAGAAGACAAAGACACGCAAAAGCAUACUGACGAAUCACUUUCAGAUCUCAAGAAAACCUGCAAGGAAAAUGUCACCUGCUCCUUGUGCUUAUUCCGUGCACCAACCAUCAGUGACAUGCUCAAUGAUGAGGACUUGUUGUACACAGUGAGGCUAAAGCUGGAUCCCUGCCACCCAACAGUGAAAAACUGGAGAAAUUUAGCAAGCAAAUGGGGGAUGACUUAUGAUGAAUUGUGUUUCCUUGAACAAAAGCCCCAGAGUCCCACCUUGGAGUUCUUGCUACGGAAUAGUGACCGGACUGUGGAACAGCUGAUUGAUCUCUGUAAAUUUUAUAAGAGAAUUGAUGUUGUGAAAGUGCUGCUGAAAUGGGUGGAGGAGGAAUGGCCCAAGAGAGGGAACAGAGCUUACCAGAAUGACUUCUAGGUCAAAGAAAGUUGUUAGUCUGUACGUGUUAAAUGCUGGGACUAGCUGCCACUAAUACAUUGGAAGAGAGAGAAAGCCUGUACUGACAGUUUGUAUACUGUGUAAGCCUUAUCUACUGUAUACACAUAUGUAUGCUCUGUACCCUCAGGGUUGCAAAGAUAAUCUUCCAAAAGGGGGUGGAAUCAUCCAGGUUGUGUUCUUGAGCCUACAAAUUCCUUCAGCUUCUUUGCUGCUGUUGGUAGGCUUCCUAAGCAGAAGAGGAAUGGAAAAGCCAGACUGCUGGUUUUACUGCAGCGGUUGUGAACCAUGUCAGCUGUGUUCUGUUGCUAUUGGGAAAGCCACAAUUAGAAGGCAAGUCUCUUGGCCUUUCUGGCAACCCUUCCACAGUUUUGUCUCUUCUACCUAGUAGAAGAUGAGGUGUAUUUUUUUUCAUUUUUUGGUUUUUUUUUAAGCUUUGUGAUGCUGUUUUUGGCACAGGAACGCCUCAGCGUUCCAAGCAGCAAUUUGGAUUUGCAUGUUACAAUUAAUUCAAUGUUUCAACAUCACAUUUGAGCAAGUUAAGCUUUAAGUCUCUUUUAUAAACAAGAAUAUAUUUGCCCUAUGAAGAAAUCAUGCAAUUCAGAGAGACUUUCCAACCCAUAAUCUCUAGGGGUAAAAAAAAAACUAAUUAAAAUGCUCUAUACUUAAAAUUAUUUUCCAAAGUUUUGAAGACAGUGUAUACUCUGAGUGCAGGUAUCAAAUGCCUCUCACUUUCCAGUGUGAGAGGCUGUGUAAGCUUUAUCACUCACAGGGCAUCGUUAGUAUUGACUAUAACUUCCCUUUUCACAGACUGUGGUUUUCUUCACAGUCCUGUGGGUUGACCUACUUUCUGCCCCACACCAAGGUAGUUGCACACCUGUGUGAAACUAGCACUGUGUAUUGAUUAGAGCCACUCUAAUGGAAAAUUACCAGGUGAAUUCACCUACAGUCCAGGUGGAUGGUUAUUAAAGCACUUACAAGUGGUUUAGACUGAUGUUUUUCAAAGGAUUUUGAUACUCUGAAUUACACUGUUUACAAUUUAAGUAUUUUAGAAAUUGGUCUUUUUCCUACCAUUCUUCUGACAUCUCAGACAAUACUAGUAUGUACAUAGGUGUAUAUACCAAAGCACUGGUGAAUAGUAUGUCAAGACAUGGGGUAAAACUAGAAUGGGUUGCAGGUUGAUACGCUGUUUACUUUUCUCUAGUAGAAAUAAUAAGAAUUAGUAGCAAAGCUGAGGGAAGUCUAAUGCUGUAUACUGACUUUCUUAUUGUAAGAGAAUGAAAAAGAACCUCUAGUAAUACUUUACUAUAGAUGCUGAGUGAUACGGUUACAGAGGGGCUGGAAGUAAAGAUGAACAUUUUCAGUGUCAGGCACUAGUUCUGGGGUGGCAUAAAUUAAGUUUAUUUUAGAGACUUCCAGAAGCUGAAAAUUUUGUUUCAAGGUGAAAAGAGUGACCUAAAUUUGAGGUUUGAAUUUUUUAUUUUUUUAGAAAAAACUGGAAUUUUUAAUAACUUUUUUUUAAUGAUUCCUCAAAAAAGCUGCAACUGUUUAGAACUCUUUAGUUUUCUAUCUGUAUUUUAAGGAGGAAGUCGUACUGCUGUAUCUUGUUGGGGCUGCAGUUCAAAUGUUUUGCAUUCCUCUUCCAGGUACUGGGGUUUCCUGAUAGAUGUCUGUCAACUCUAACUUUUGCAAAUAAUCUUCUGUCCUAAGUUAAUGCUCCAGAUUCAGCUUUGAGGACUAUUGUUGUGGCUGGGCUCUUUGCUAUUUUCAGUUCCUACAGAGGUAUCCACUGCCUACAUGCAAACAGCUCAUAAUGCAGCUUGUCCAACAAAAUCCCCAUACCCUGGGCCAACUGCAUGCAUGAUUUAGGAUUGUAUGUCUGUGUGUUAAGUUUUUCCUCUGAGUGAUGAGUGCUGGCAUGUAUGCCAAAGGCUCUUCCCUCCCAUAACUUACCACAGCUAUAUGUGAAUGGUAUUAUAAUAUGCUUUGCUUUGGUAGAUCCAGUCCAGCAAGAAGCUGGAACCCUCACCUAAGACUUAGAAUGGGAAUACAAAAUGAUGCAGCAGCAUUCCUGAAUCCAUGUGUUCAACUGAAAUCUACCCCUCUUCCCAUUUCCUGGCUAAAACUUGUAAAAUUUUUAAGAAACGCUGAUGUCUUCUGGAGAUGAGUUCUGAUCCCUCAAAGCUCUUGAAAACUCAAUGUCAGCUGCAAGGAUUCAUGUCUAAUGGAAAUAAAGCUGCUUCUGAGAGUACAUAUGUGGAUUCUGCAUAAAUUCAGCUCUGAAGGUUGAAAAUAUUAGCCUUAAACUGCACCACACACUGGAUUUGUUAGUAUACUUGAAAUACUUUUCUUCCUCUUUGUAUGUCGUAAAUGGAGAUGUACACACUUCUUUUUUUUCUUAGUUUUAUAUCUUUUUACAAGAUAUUGGGUCUGAGUGUUCAGUUUAUUCUUAUAUCUUCUGUUAUAAUGUAUACUAUUUUUAAAGAAAUAUAGAUUGUCAAUGUUUUACUUUA